UAAAUACGUUCCACUAUUUACAUUCCACUCCAACGAUUUGACAUUUGUCAUGAGACAGGUCAGCUGACCUAUCACAGUUAUCCCAUUGCAGUGUAUAUUUUUUCCAACGAAAAUUGUUGUAUUUUCGACGAAUUUUUGCAAAUUAAGAAAAAGUAAUACAAAUCUAUUGUAAAAAUGUCCGGAAAAGAUAGGCUAGCAAUUUUCCCAUCUCGUGGUGCUCAGAUGUUGAUGAAAUCACGUCUGGCUGGUGCACAAAAGGGUCAUGGAUUACUUAAAAAGAAAGCUGAUGCAUUGCAAAUGCGUUUCCGUAUGAUUUUGAGUAAAAUUAUUGAGACCAAAACUUUGAUGGGUGAUGUAAUGAAAGAAGCUGCCUUUUCGUUAGCUGAAGCAAAGUUUGCUACUGGUGACUUUAAUCAAGUCGUUUUACAAAAUGUGACCAAAGCUCAAAUAAAAAUUCGCACAAAGAAAGAUAACGUUGCUGGUGUUACGCUGCCAGUAUUUGAGUCUUAUCAAGAUGGUUCAGAUACAUAUGAAUUGGCUGGUUUAGCUCGUGGUGGUCAACAAUUAGCAAAACUAAAAAAGAAUUAUCAAAGUGCAGUUAAGUUACUUGUUGAACUGGCUUCACUGCAAACAUCAUUUGUAACUUUAGAUGAAGUUAUAAAGAUCACCAAUAGAAGAGUUAACGCCAUCGAGCAUGUUAUUAUUCCUCGUAUUGAUCGUACUUUGGCAUACAUUAUUUCUGAACUCGAUGAAUUGGAACGUGAAGAAUUCUACCGUCUAAAAAAGAUUCAGGAUAAAAAACGUAUAGCUCGUGCCAAAGCUGAAGCUAAAAAACUUGAACUGAAACAAAAAGGCAUCGAUGUAGAAGAUGUAGUCAAUAUAAUCGAUGAUGGUGAUGAUGACGUACUCUUCUAAAUAGAAAAUUGUUAGGCGCUUGUUUAAAAGCAAUGCUAAGCGUUUGUUUAUAUACUUCUUAUAAUUAUUGCUAUUGUUUUAAAAAAUUUUAACAAUAAUAAGUUAUUGUGAGAAAAUCAUUUCAGUUACAACAAAAACAGUAUUUUUUAACUCAUAAAAAGUACCGUUUUAAAAAAAAAUUUUUCUUGUUUUGUUUUUUUAAUUCUAAUGUAUAACAAAAAUACUAAAAUUGUACUACUUCUGAUUGAAGAAAUUCCAUAUAUAUAUUAUAUUAUAAUUAUUAUAAUAAGUUGUUUGUGUAGUUUGUGCCUACUUGUAUUAUAUUGUUCUUUUCAAAAAUUGUGAGCAGUUUUUCACGUACUGCUUGCUUUAAUAAUAUGCAAUAAUAAUUAUAAAAUGAAAAUACAGUUCAUAUAUAUAAAUAUAAAUGAAUCAUAUAAAAUUACAAAAUAAAAUAAAAGAGUUU
Molecule: messenger RNA, 1381 nt
Organism: Teleopsis dalmanni
Lineage: Eukaryota; Metazoa; Arthropoda; Insecta; Diptera; Diopsidae
Product: V-type proton ATPase subunit D 1
Exons: 4
Coding region: 175-915 (246 amino acids)
Cellular component (GO): proton-transporting V-type ATPase complex
Molecular function (GO): proton-transporting ATPase activity, rotational mechanism
Source: RefSeq, a predicted model, not a curated record